CAUUACAAAAAAAUCGUAAAUUUAAUUCACAACAGAUAGAGGGUGCCGUCAGCAUAUACACAAAGAAUGACGAAAAUGUUAAAGACAAAAAACCUGUCGUAAACCCUAAUAAAACCAAACCUGUACAGACUUCAACAAAUAAGAAAAAAUCUGCGCCGUUUUCCUCAUAUAAACCACCUUUAGUGAAAGAAUCAAAAGUUGCCAUAAGGUUGACAACCACAGCCACUAUAUCAGUAUCAAUUUCUGCUGCAUCUACACCAGAUCGAACACAGUCAACUUCUAAAUAUGCGUCUUCAAGCGCACGUAUCUUUG
Messenger RNA from Scutellospora calospora, 312 nucleotides. Lineage: Eukaryota; Fungi; Glomeromycota; Glomeromycetes; Diversisporales; Gigasporaceae. The record is from the annotation of a GenBank genome assembly.